AUGUCGGGCAGCAGCAUGUCUGAAACCAAAACCAGCCAGCGGUUCCACAGCCUGAAUGCCGAGCAGGUUGAAGUUCUCCAUCAGGUCCUGUCCGAGGUGGUCCCCAUCCAUGGACGUGGGAACUUCCCCACGCUGGAGCUGCGUCCUCGAGACAUCAUCAUAGCCGUAAGGACCAGGCUGCAGAAGCAGGGGAUCACUGUGAGAGACGUGCGCCUGAACGGCUCCACGGCCAGCCACGUCCUCGUCCGAGACAACGGGACAAGCUACAAAGACCUGGACAUCAUCUUUGGAGUGGAGCUGCCCAGUCAGGAGGAGUUCCAGGUUAUUAAAGAGUCCGUGCUGGGCUGCUUGCUGGACUGCCUGCCUGCCGGCGUCAACAGGGAGCGGAUAAGCAGCUCGACGAUGAAGGAGGCCUACGUCCAAAAAAUGGUGAAGGUCUUCAAUGACAAUGACCGCUGGAGCCUCAUCUCCCUCUCAAACAACAGCGGCAAAAACCUGGAGCUCAAAUUCGUUAGCGUGUUGCGGAGGCAGUUUGAGUUCAGUGUUGACUCCUUCCAGAUCAUUCUGGAUCGCCUCCUGGAGUCCUACAUGCAGCAGGAGUCACGGCAGAGAAAUAAUAGAGUUGAGCUGAAGGAGCAGGAGAGGCAAAAGGUCCUGGCAGAGAGCAUGUACGGUGACUUCAAAGCAGCAAUGGACCACCUGCACUACCGCCUAAUCGCCACCAGGAACCCAGAGGAGAUUCGGGGUGGUGGCUUAUUAAAAUACAGCAACCUGUUGGUCAGGGACUACCGACCGGCCAGCGAGACUCAGAUAAAGACACUGGAGCGCUACAUGUGCUCACGCUUCUUCAUUGAUUUCCCUGAUGUGCAGGAGCAGCAGAGAAAGAUCCUAUCCUACUUGAAGAAUCACUUCAUUGGCGAGGAGAGGAGCAAGUACCAGUACCUGAUGACGCUGCGUCGCGUGGUGGAUGACAGCACGGUGUGUCUGAUGGGACACGAGAGGCGUCAGACACUGAAUAUGAUCACAGUGCUGGCGCUGAAGGUUCUAGGAGAGCAGAACAUAAUUCCCAACACAGACCAUGUGACAUGCUUCUACCAGCCUGCCCCGUACCUUGCAGAGCACAGUGCCCCCUAUCUAGCAGAACCCAGCUACUGCAGCUAUUACAUACCCCAAGGGGGAUCAACUCUGCUUUACCAACCUUACCCCUUACACCUGCACACACAAACUGGACUAGUGUAAAGCACACACACACACACACAAACACACACACACACACUCAAACACACAUAACACAAGGGGAAAGGUGCUUGCCAUGACGAAAAAACUGGAGAAUGGAAAUAUUAUCCAGGGAUAAACUGUUUGGUCUAUAAUAGACCUAUGCGGGCAGGAUUGAGUGGGUUUUACAGUAAACUCCCAGAGUUCUCUGUGAGGUUCAAACAUAAUUAUAUGUAAUUAUCUGGGCUUUGUGGGAAAAUAAUAAUUCUUCCGAUAUUGUUAGAAUUCCAGAAAAUGCUGUAUGCACUGCAUGAGUCAUCGCCCUUUGGUCUCCCUGGGAAACCAACUGUGCUGUUGACAUUCACACACAUGCACGGACACACAAACACACACAAACAUACACACACAUGCGCAAACACACUUCCAGGUUCUUGAAUUGUCGUACACUUUUUUCAUGUUCUUACUGUGUUGUUCUUAAUGGCUUUGUUCAGAAUGUGGACCUUGCCUGUGGUUGAUAUUGUGCAUGGAUAAAUUAGGACUGUUCUCUCACUGCCAAAUACUGUGUGACUACUAUGCUUCUUAACCAGUUUAAUGUAACGUCGUUAUUCUUUUACUGACAGGGGUGUUUUCUGAAAAGAUACUGAAGGACAAGUCUGCGGUGUGUACAGUACUUUUAUCAAAAUGCACACAUGCAUGCAUAACAAAAACACACAGAUAUACAUGCAUACAUGCAUACAUACGUACAUACAGUAUACUGUAUGCACACAAAGUUAGACAAUGCAUGAAUAGCUGAAUAUAUAAUUCACAUCCUGAAGUCAAAGCAAAGGCUUUUAAUAUAAAACAAAUCUAUCUAUUUUUGCAAAGAUAAUACUCAGUGGUAAACAGACUGGUUUGUUCCUACAGAAAAAUGCCAACAACAAUGCCUUUGCAAUAGACUGUACUGCGCAUCGAUUACAGUAUAUUGUGUGCAAAUACACUGAAUUGUUUUCAGGUAAAUUGUGUUGAGAUGUAGUGCUUGAUUUCUUUCCUCGUGGAGUCUUUUCUGUAAUCACGUGAAGUAUUGUACCAUCUAGAGAUGAUUUUUUUAAUGCUAAUGUUUACUUAAGUGGAGGUAGUCAGGUUACAACCAUCUUUGGGUCACCUCUAAACAUGGCAGACGCACGUCUGUCCAAACUUAAAGGAAUUCCAUUUAAACUCCUCGCAGCCUGAUUCAGCAUACUCAAUUUAACUCAGUUCAGAAUCAACAAGUUCAAAUCCGCAUCAAACCUGUUUGAAUCUAAGUUGAGAUCCGUGCAACAGCCAACUAUGACCAAAGAUGGUUCGGUAGGGAAAUCAAGUGCCUAAAUGUGAGACAUGAUUGGCAUGUCUUUAUCUCACUGCA
This is a messenger RNA of Pleuronectes platessa (European plaice), 2596 nucleotides long. RefSeq names its product terminal nucleotidyltransferase 5C. The record is from RefSeq and is a predicted model, not a curated record. NCBI's taxonomy places the organism in Eukaryota, Metazoa, Chordata, Actinopteri, Pleuronectiformes, Pleuronectidae. Bases 1 to 1239 code for a protein of 412 amino acids. The transcript is spliced from 4 exons. Gene Ontology annotation, molecular function: poly(A) RNA polymerase activity; RNA binding. Gene Ontology annotation, biological process: mRNA stabilization.